Diaporthe amygdali is the source of this 2913-nucleotide messenger RNA. Its product is annotated as Vegetative incompatibility protein HET-E-1. Lineage: Eukaryota; Fungi; Ascomycota; Sordariomycetes; Diaporthales; Diaporthaceae. The coding region runs from base 1 to 2913 and encodes 970 amino acids. The transcript has 4 exons. The record is from RefSeq and is a predicted model, not a curated record.
AUGAUGGCAGCUCCGAGUAGUGAAGAUAUCAGAUUGAAAUCUAUUGCUUGCCAAGAAGCACUGCUUGCUCUAGUCGCUGGUGCCAAAAGGCAGUUCCCAUCAGGCUUAAUCGACCUUCGUGAGAUCCAGAACCAUCAUGAACGGUUCACUCAAUGGGCCGGCAAUCUUGGAGCUUUUCACAAUCCCGAAUCACGACUAUCUCUAGAAUAUCGACUUAGAAAUAGUCCUCAAAUCCGUGAUGCGAUAUUAAGGCUUCUUGCCGAUCUUUGCGACUCUACUCGGGACGCGUUGGAAAUUGUUUCUGGCAAGCAGGAGAACAGAACGGCCUUGCCACUGAUCGACCUAAAACUUGACUUUGGAGAAUUCGAUUUGUCCAGUGGAUCAGAAUCGUCGUAUGCAUCCUCUUCCGGCAAGAAGGCUCCAGCCGCGUCUUCGGCGUCUGAGAUUGACGAGUUGACAUCCGCAAUCAAGGGUAGCAUCAAUAGCCUAUUCAAGACCUCCAUCUUUAUACGCAAUUUUGCACCGAAACAAAGACGCCAGAAGGCCGCUGAGAAGACGGACAGUUUCGUCAGCCAGACCGAUGAGAUGUACAUAAAAGACCGCUACCCAUUGGUAGAGCAAAGGGGUAGGGCUGACCUAGUCACUCGACUUGGUUUGGCGAACGCUCUGCGACGGCAAUACUUUUUAUAUUGCCGUGAACACAAUGAUCGAUUGUCGAAGACUGACUCAGCAAAGAACCGCAAAGAGAUCAAGGACGAAUUCAGAAAUCAGGAUCCCAAACAGCGAACUGCCAGCACUUCUGGUCAGACAUAUACGAGUAUCAUAGCUCAAACAGAGGCAACCGAGCUGCCCGCCGAUAACUUGGCACAUAGUCACAUAUCUACGUUCCUCGAUACAGAGCCAGCUCCAUCGCUGAUAUCACUUGCUACCACAAUCAUCAAGUCUCCUGAGGACGACAUUGCCUUCCCGCCUCUACCGUCCGAUGCUCAGAAUAACUUGAUAUUCCUGUGUCCUUACUGCCUCAGAGUCGUGAAAAUCAAGCCACAAGACAGAGAACAGCAAUGGAGGAAGCAUGUUCUUAGUGACCUAGAACCAUACGUGUGUACUUUCCCGGGCUGCGGUUUGGACACCUUUCAGUCUCAGCAUGCUUGGUUCGACCACGAGAUCCUCGUACACCGCGGUACCUGGCGCUGCUCCCAAUGUGGCGAGAUAGCGGGCACGGCCGAGGUAUUAGAGAAUCACAUAAAGAAAAACCACGCUGAUCAAAUUUCGCCUCCACAAAUUCCCGCAGUGAUUGAGCAGUCACGGCGGCCGAUCAAGUUCAUCCAACCAGCUGAAUGCCCAUUCUGCGAGGGCGAGUGGGCGGCCGCGGCGCCAAAUCCAGAGGUGACCGGAAGUGUGGAAUUGGUUGUGACACUGGAGGACUUUCGGCGGCACCUUGGCCAUCAUCUUCAGCGUAUUGCACUAUUCUCACUCCCGCGCCUGAGGCAGGACCGAGAAACCAGCUCAAGCGCCGUCGUUGGCGGUACUAUGGACCGUAGCCUUUCUUCUGUCGCUGCUUUGUCCUUGGGGGACCAAAUUGUGGAGUCGCUUGUGGUCAGCACAUUCCCACCCGGGUCGCAUCAUGUCUACAUGCCGGAAGGCCACCUGGAUCAGCUUGUUACAACACAGUCCAUCAUUUGGGAGUUUACCGGAGCGCCGGAUGUGGAUUUCGAGGGUCAAAACUGGGCUCAUGUUGGCGAAGAGCUGAUCGAGUACAUUCUCAUGUCAGCCAAAAAGGUGUUUGCCAUCAGUCUGAUCUGCGGCGUUGAAUCAUCAAAACUGCGCAAAGCGAUGAACACAUUCAAAUUCACGGGAUUCAACGACAGCAACCUACCUAUACAGACCACCAAAUCUACCGAAGUUCCCUGGUCUCUAUUGCAGUGGCCAGUGGUCAUGACCCAGAAAUUCGAGCAGAGGCAAUGGAUGUUCCUCGUCCCAAUUUUCCACACAAAAUUUCUCAGGAUGGAGCUUGAGCCACAUGAAAUACUUCCAUUCGCACUCAUUAAAAAUGAGAGAAGUCAAGACAGCGCUGAAGAUCUGUGGGAGGUCUCAAUCCACGAGUCUCACUGUGAGGCUCCUAUUCGAAAAUUUGAUGGAAGCCUUGCAACCACAGCGAUACAAGCUCUCAAGUCAGAGAAAUGGGACGCUUUGGGAAUGCUGAUGAAAGGGUACACGAACCGACUCCACCAUCCACACAUCUUGGAGGUUCAAGCCACCAUUGACUUCAAGGGCAAAGGGGCGUACUUCAUGUCUCAGUGGGCUGAUGGAGGUAGCCUUGUCGAUUUGUACGACAACAAUCAACAUCCGCUUCUCACAUCUCGUCUCGUCAAUGACAUUUUCAGGCAGCUGACAGGAUUGGCUGAGGCCCUCAAAAUACUUCUUGAGUAUGGAACCGCUCACAAACAGAGAGUCUGGUAUCGACAUAAGGGUCUCGACAGUGCGAGCAUUUUGAGGUUUGAAAAUGGUUCUCAGGAGCUGGAAGGUUUCAGAUCCCGUGCGAGUGAAUUCUCAAAGGGAGGUAAUCGAUUCUUUGUGGUGAAAAAGAUCGGGAAUAGGCUUCAGUGUCGGGUGAGCCCAUACGUCCAGAAUUGUAUGGACUACAUCGAAAGGGACCCGGCAUGUGACGGGGACACGGCCAUUGGUGAGAUCGUCAAGAUCUUGAGAAGCCGUCUGCUUGUGGUAUCCCUUCAGAAAAGCAACACUCCAGCUGAGGCCAGUUCGAGCGCUCGAGAUCUCCAUGACGAUCUCCAAAACAUUAUGCUUCGUGGAGAAACCAACAGCGAGUACUGGUACGCAGACAGACCAAGACAUGACACCCUCGGCCCAGUCAGCUCGAACAUGGCCACAAGUCGGCAUCUCUCCCCGGUUUAA